Messenger RNA from Meira miltonrushii, 1157 nucleotides. RefSeq lists its product as uncharacterized. The record is from RefSeq and is a predicted model, not a curated record. NCBI's taxonomy places the organism in Eukaryota, Fungi, Basidiomycota, Exobasidiomycetes, Exobasidiales, Brachybasidiaceae. The transcript has a single exon. The coding region runs from base 75 to 1022 and encodes 315 amino acids.
UGUGUAAUCAUCAGGAAGAAGAUCAACAAUCACUUCCACAAGAUGACUUCCUACCACAUAGAUCAAUCGUCAACAUGUCUACCAGAAGAUCAACUCGCUUAGCUAACGGACAAAAAAAGACAGAGGAGGAUUCCACCACACAAAAAGCCCCUACUCGCUCAAAGGCCCAAAAGACAUCUAACAAGAAAGAAGCUGGUCCAUCAUCACGUAAAGAAGAGGAUGCAUUCAAGUAUUUGCUAUCCGAUAAUGCAUAUAAUCUAGCAUAUCCCAAAAUUGAAGCAGGAUAUGGCGAAAAGGAUUGGUCAUCAGAAGAAAGACGUAAACCGCUACCGAAAGAAGAAUCGGGUCAAAUGAAAAAGAAUGCUUCCAACGAAAGGGGAUAUUCAAGCAAAGACUUGACACCUUUUGAAGUAUUGCUGUGUGCAGUUUUGAUGUCAAAGCCGCUUUCACAUCGUUUAGGUUUGCGUACAAUCUCUACCCUCUUCAGCCCACCGUUUGGUCUCAAUACGCCAAAGGCCCUGGAAGAAGCAGGCAAGGAAGGAAGACGGGAGGCAAUGUACGAAGCAAGGACGCAACAUAAGGAUAAAACUGCAUCUCAAUUGGGAGAUUUGGUGGAAGGUUUGAGAGGGAUCUGCAAAAGUGAAGAAGAUGUAAUCUCUCUCAAAGCUGUUUGCGAUGUAUGUAAAAAAGCAAACACUCAAGAAGAAGCAAUAGAAGAAGUCAAAUCAUUCUUGACUGCAAACGUAAAGGGACUCGGACCAACCGGGGUUGAAAUCUUUCUACGUAGAAUUCAAUCCCAUGAUGAAUGGCAAGCAGUCUAUCCUUUCAUCGAUGAACGCGCAGCAAACACAGCACAUCAGCUUGGAUUAACAUCAACGGCCGAUGCGAAAUCAGCGGCUAAAGAAUUACAAAAAAGCCUAGGCAAAGAUGCAUCACCAACAACUUUUGUCCGUUUGAUUGACGUUCUUGUCGGCUUAGGCUUAGAGAAAAAAGUUGAAGAGGUAAAAAGCAUUUUGUCAUAAAGAUGGCGCCGAGAUACGGCUUCACGCGCAGAAGAUGGCGGCGGUGUUUGGCUGAUGACGCAUUUCGGGCUGACUUGUUUGUCUUUUGUUUUUCCUGUGUCAAGAUAUGAUCUGCCUUUCUAAACACUUCAAAUC